GCUGGAACCCGGGCAAGUAAGUCGCCUGAUGAUUCUGAGUCUGAUGAUCUUAGGUGUCCUUUAACUACGGCAGAAGCCUUUUCGGUCUGACAUGGCAGAAAACCCAAUGGACAUGUCAACACAAAUACCGAGCAACGAAGACACACACAAUGAGAACAUCCGUUGCUUAACCACUCUUGGCCAUUUUGGGUUUGAAUGUUUGCCCACUCAGCUGGUGAACAGAUCCAUCCAGAAAGGAUUCUCUUUCAAUAUUCUCUGCGUGGGAGAAACUGGAAUCGGCAAAUCAACACUGAUCAACACACUGUUCAAUAUUAAUCUGAAAGAGAGCAAGGCCUCCCAUUUCUAUUCAAAGGUUGGACUUAAAGUGAAGACGUAUGAACUUCAGGAUAGAAACAUUCCCCUGAAGUUGACUGUUGUGAAGACAGUGGGGUACGGUGAUCAGAUAAACAAAGAAGCCAGUUACCAGCCAGUAGUUGACUACUUGGAUGCUCAGUUUGAGGCAUAUCUCCAGGAGGAGUUGAAGAUCAAGCGUUCCCUGGUGGACUAUAACGAUUCCCGUAUCCAUGUGUGCCUUUACUUCAUCGCGCCUACAGGACACUCCCUCAAGUCCCUGGACCUGAUGACGAUGAAGAACAUUGACAGGAGGGUGAACAUUAUACCACUGAUUGCCAAAGCCGACGCACUUUCCAAAAGCGACCUCCAGAGGUUCAAGAGUAACAUCAUGAGCGAGCUGGUCAGCAACGGCAUCCGGAUAUUUCAGUUUCCCGAGGAUGACGAAGAUGCUGCUCAAGUAAACACCUCGGUGAAUGGGCUGCUACCUUUUGCUGUGGUAGGAAGUAUGGAGGAAGUGAAAGUUGGAAAAAGAAUGGUCAGAGGUCGUCACUACCCUUGGGGAGUUUUGCAAGUGGAGAAUGAGAACCACUGCGACUUCGUGAAGCUCCGGGAUCUGCUGCUGUGCACGCACAUGGAAGAUCUGAAAGAUCAAACCCACACCCAGCAUUACGAGUGUUACAGGAGCAGCAGACUGCAGCAACUGGGCUUCCACGACACGGGCCCCGACAGUCAGCCAGUGAGUUUCCAAGAGAUGUAUGAAGCCAAAAGACAAGAGUUCCAUGCUCAGUGUCAGAGGGAGGAGGAAGAGCUGAAGCAGACGUUCAUGCAGCGGGUCAAGGAGAAGGAACUGACCUUUAAGGAUGCUGAAAAGGAGCUGCAGGACAAAUUUGAACACCUGAAGAGAAUCCAACAAGAGGAGACCCUGAAACUGGAAGAAGAGAGAAGAAAGUUAGAAGAGCAAAUCAUAGAUUUUUAUAAAAUGAAGGCCGUCUCUGAGACAUCGCAGGCUCAGGUGUACACCAAUGUAAAGAAGGACAAAGAUCGCAAGAAAUGAUCUCUUCUUACCAUUCCAGCUGGUUGAGAGUUCACCAUCCUCUCUUCAUGUACCCAUGAACUUGUCUGCUGCAUAGUACUUAACUUUGACUGGAAGUCUAAUCUUUUCAGCGAUUAUUUAGCAUGUGUGAUUUUGUACUGGAGUGUCAAAUACUUUGGAGGAAGAUACCAUGCGUAUCUUGUGAGGUGUUGCAACAUGGACCAGCACUCCAUGGUUGUGUUCAUUAAUAAACAUAGCCAAGAAGUAUCUAGCAUAGUAUAGACAUAUAUGAUCAGACAGAGGACCUUUGCUACCGAUGUGCCUUUGACUCUAGUAGUGACUUUUACAAUUUCUGCUUCUUUAGAGUUUUUACUCUCUCUCUCUCUCUCUCUCUCUCUCUCUCUCUCUCUCUCUCUGUGUGUGUGUGUGUGUGUGUGUGUGUGUGUUUUGUUGUUUAUUUAUUUUUUUUUGAGACAGGUUCUCACUAUGUAGUACUAGCUGUCCUUGCUAGCACUUUGUGUAGAUCGGUCUGUCCUUGAACAGUGAUACUCCUGCUUCUGCCUCCCGAGUGCUGGGAUUAUAAGUGUAAACCAGCAUACCUAGCUCUAUCGAAUUUUUCUUGAGGAUGCAUAGGCAUAAAGUAUUGUUAUAAAAGGUGAUUAUUGGUUAUUCCCUUACCAAAUUCUAUUGAUAGCUAUUCUUGAUAAUUUUAAUUGCAAUGUAGCAUUAUGUUUUGAUUAGAACUCCUAUGUGUUGUGGAAGUGAAAAUGAAAGGUUCAAAAUCUAGAUGGCAGCAGACUGAUAAUAUUAAUCCUUAAAGAUUUUGGCUCUAUGCUAAAAAAUUAUUACCGUGUACAGUAUGGGAUAUGGUUCUUUGUCCUGUUUUUAAAAAUGUCCUGAUUUUAUAAACUGAGGUGAGGGCUUUUUAAAUUUAAAACAUUUUUUAUCUAUUACUUAUUUGAUGUUUUGGUGUGAGCCUAGCCUUUAGUGGCUGAGCCCCAGUUACGUAUUUGAAUGUGGUUGACCUUCCCUAUGCUGACCCAUUCUAUGACAAUGCAGCCUUUGAAGGACUUCGUCUCUGUGUACUUCAGCCACAUUUGGAUCAAUUCUUUCUUAAUAGUCCUGAGCAAAGUAGAGUUCUAAUGAAAUUUUUAAUAUUGCAUCCAUUUCAAAUGCAGCAUUUAAGGCUAUCACUAUAUGUACUCAAAACACUUUAUAAUUUAUACUUAUAAUAUUUCCGUGAAAAAGUCUUGUGUGAAAAGUGACAAGAAAGAGAAACAAAUCCAUAACAGUUUUAUAUUUUUUGGUAAGUCAUCUUACAAGUCGGGUGAGAAAGACAUAUAAUACAUGGCUAUCAUAGUGCCAACAGGAGAAGAACAAAGAUCUUUCUUCUGAUCAUUUAUGUCAUUUAUGUAUUCAUUCCUAGAUUUAGGACAAUUCUUAAUGCACAGCGAAUACUAUUAAUUGAAUAAAUCAUCCCAGUAGUAGUGUGUUACCUGCAUUAUAUACAUGAAUAGUUUAAUUCAGAUAAUUGACCUUUUUAUUUUUUGAGAAAGGGUUCCUUUGUGUAUUCCUAGCUAUCCUGGAACUUACUCUGUAGACCAGGCUGGCAUCAAACUCCACCUGCCUCUGCCUCCCGAGUGCUGGGAUUAAAGGUGUGCACCACCACUGCCCAGCUAGAUAAUUGACUUUCAAACAUAAUAUAGCGUAUCACUGUUUUCAACAUGGCUGUGAGUUAUAUUGCUGAAAUGCUUUUUCUAUUGCCAUUCUUUAAUCUUAAUGCAGUGUUUGUAAAAUUGGAACUGACAAUGUUAUACAAUAGAUAACAUCAAUAAAAUUCAUGGUGUGUGUUA
This is a messenger RNA of Myodes glareolus (Bank vole), 3219 nucleotides long. NCBI's taxonomy places the organism in Eukaryota, Metazoa, Chordata, Mammalia, Rodentia, Cricetidae. The record is from RefSeq and is a predicted model, not a curated record.